GACUUGUAGAGAUGGACUUGGGCAGAGGGACCUUCAAACUCAAUGUGCUCAUCCCUUGUUUUCCCCAAACCAGGAUUUCCCAUUGCCAACCCCUGGGAGGCUGCGAGGAAGAGGAAGAUGCCCCGGGACACUGAGGCAGAGCAGGAGCUGAGCAUGGAGAGCAGGGAGGACAAAUGCCCGCGGCAGAACCUGGUGGAAGAGGCCGUUUUGAGCGGCUCCACGGCGCAGGAAGCCAACGGGGAGGAAAAGGCCCGGAGAUGCCGCACGAGGAGGGGCUGCAAACGCAGCUGGCGGGGAUGUGAGGGGGAAAGAGCCAGCCUGGGCCGGGAAGGCGGCCGGAGAUGGAGCCAGAGCUCGGAGCUGGUGCUCCAUGAGCAGCUCCAUGAUGGGGAGAAGCCCCACACGUGCGGGGAGUGUGGGAAGAGCUUCAGGUGGAACUCCAAGCUCAUCGAGCACCAGAGGAUCCACACUGGGGAACGGCCCUACGAGUGUAAACAAUGCAGGAAGAGGUUUCAGACCAGCUCCCAUCUCCUCAAGCACCAGCGCACGCACACAGAGGAGAGGCCCUUCCGCUGCCCUGACUGUGGGCAGGGCUUCAGGCGAAAUGCCCAUCUUGUCAUGCACCGACGCAUCCACACUGGGGAAAGGCCCCACGAGUGUGGGGAGUGUGGGAAGAGCUUCAGCUGUAGGUCCCACCUGAUCCACCACCAGAGGACCCACACUGGGGAACGGCCCUACGAGUGUGGGGAGUGUGGGAAGAGCUUCAGGCAGAGCUCCAACCUGAUCAGCCACCAGAGGACCCACACUGGGGAACGGCCCUACGAGUGUGGGGAGUGUGGGAAGAGCUUCAGGAAGCAUUCCAACCUCACCCUCCACCAAAGGAUUCACACAGGGGAAAGGCCCUACGAGUGUUCCAAAUGUGGGAAGGGGUUUCAGAGCAAGUCAGAUCUGCUCCGGCACUAUCAGGUUCACCUAGAGGAGAGGCCCUACGAGUGUGAUAAAUGCAGGAAGAGGUUUAAGAGCAGCUCCUGUCUCCUCCGGCACUAUCAGGUUCACACAGAGGAGAGGCCCUUCCAAUGCCCCGACUGUGGGAAGGGAUUCAAGUACAAUUGCACCCUCGUCAGGCACCGGCGCAUCCACACUGGGGAGAGGCCCUGCGAGUGUCCCCAGUGUGGGAAGAGCUUCUCCUGCAGCUCUCACUUGACCCAACACCAACGGAGGCAUCAGUAAGGGAAGCCCUGUGAGUGCCCUGAGUGCGGGAAGAGCUUCAUGUGCUGCUCCAGCUCCAUCCCCCACUGGAGGAGCCACGCUGGCCAGACCCAAGGUGAGCCACAUUCCCUGUGAUCCAUGUUGGGAACACACCUGGCUGCUUCUCCUUUUGAUUUGGCCUUAAUUUUUUUCUGAUCCAUCUUCAUCCCUUAAAAACAGCCAAUACUGGGUUAAAUGAAUGAUAUUGAUCAAACAUGCCUGAAGUCCCACCAUUUCACAGGUGUUUGAGGGGGAAUUCAGGAUUUGGGGACACAUUCUGUGUGGAGUGCCCUUGUAGCUAAGAGGCAGGAAUUUGAUCUCACCCUUCUUGUGUUGCUAAGAACUCCUCCCUUGACCCAAACCCGAACUCCAGCCCUGGGAUACGCUAUAAAAACCCCACGACCCUGCCUUUGCCCUGUCUUUCGGGGUCAGAAAUGGAUUCUUGAGCUCUCUGAAACCAAGACCAAUCUCGUUCAUUCCCAGCACGGGCAGCUGCAGCCUCCCUGGCCACCAUGAGCUCUGGAGAAUGGGGGCAGCCAGUGAGGACAGGUCCUGCAUUGCAAGAUAAGUGUGUGUUCCAUUUGCCAUCUGUCAGAGGUGGGGCAGUUAUCUUCUGAUCACUGGGCAGUUUAUCUCUUCCACAGCCAAUCCUCCCUCUGGGGAGAUGUGUUCCCUGAAUAGGCCAUUACUUAUUAAUUAUCUGCUGUUAAUGGGCCAUUGAGUGUCCCUGCAUGGCUGAUAAAAUGACAUUGUGCCACUGGGCAAUGCUCCACCCAGGGGGAGGAGCCAACCAUUCCUACCUGGAUAGAAUCUGAGGUUUGGAACAGCACAGCAGCCUUUUUCCACUGGAUUCCCAGAGGAAGGAAGAUUCCCAGGCCCAUCUGCAGC
This is a messenger RNA of Camarhynchus parvulus, 2136 nucleotides long. Its product is annotated as zinc finger protein 501-like. The record is from RefSeq and is a predicted model, not a curated record. Gene Ontology annotation, molecular function: RNA polymerase II cis-regulatory region sequence-specific DNA binding; DNA-binding transcription factor activity, RNA polymerase II-specific. Bases 43 to 1230 code for a protein of 395 amino acids. Gene Ontology annotation, cellular component: nucleus. Gene Ontology annotation, biological process: regulation of transcription by RNA polymerase II; central nervous system development. The transcript has 2 exons. NCBI's taxonomy places the organism in Eukaryota, Metazoa, Chordata, Aves, Passeriformes, Thraupidae.